Ambispora leptoticha is the source of this 1719-nucleotide messenger RNA. NCBI's taxonomy places the organism in Eukaryota, Fungi, Glomeromycota, Glomeromycetes, Archaeosporales, Ambisporaceae. The record is from the annotation of a GenBank genome assembly.
AUGAAAAAUAUGGCCCAAGCUCAGCCAACAUCAGCAAUAAGCUCAACUGCAUGGUCACCCGUGGGUAGAUAUGGUCAUUGCUCAGUCACUUACAAAAAUCAAUUUUACGUGUUUGGUGGGUGGGAUAACAACACUGAUCAGAAUGGUGCGAAUAUUUCCCCGUAUUAUUUCUUUUCUACUGCUUUGCCAAUAUCAAGUUCGAAUCCAACUUGGACUCUCUUACCAACCGGGAAUUCCACGAGUGUAGGUUCAGCAGCAUGUGUCGUAACUCCAUCCGGAUAUCUCUUGAUUCUCGGCGGGAUCAUUUCAUUGAAUUAUACCGAUGACAAAGUAUCAACGCAAGUUUAUGAUUUAAAUAAAAAUAUUUGGGUGGAUUGGAGAAAUCUGAUGCAAGAUAGAUAUCCAGGAUACGGAAUUAGUCCAAGAGCUGCUUUGAUCACCUCCGAUUAUAUUGCGGUUUAUUCGGGAAAUACAGGAGUCAAUGAAGAUGGUCAACGAUUGCCUGUUCAAUUCAUCUAUUUUUUAAAUAUAACUACAACGGGUGCAUGGACGUGGUCAGAAGCGAAAAAAAAUUCAUCGAUUGACGCACCCAUAUCUCGAAUAAUAGCGACGACAAAAGGAGAUGUUUUUUUAUUCGGCGGCUAUUUUCCCUAUCAAUCCGGCGACAAUAGCGGAUACUCGAACCGUUUUUACAUAUCAAAUCGAAAAAAUCAAUGGGUAUCACCAGAUGCUACUUUUCCAUUCGGAGUUCGUGAUGGGGCGCUUGGAAUCCUCGAAAACAUGAUGUAUCUAGUUGCUUAUGUCAAUGAUACAAAUUAUCCGGGUGUUAAUGUGCUUCCAUUGGAUUUAACAACCUUAACAUUUGGCUCUACUUUGAAUUUUCCGGGUAUGACAGGAAGAGUUGGUGCAUCUUAUGCUCAAUUUGACGGAUCGGACUCAGUCGUGGCAUUCGGUGGAUGCACUCUCACACAAGAUGGUGUUCAACUAUGUAAUACACCUUUGAACACCAUUCAAGUAUUCAACAUGACCACAAAAAAUUGGACAUUUGAACAUGCAAUAAUAACGAACUCAAUAUCAUCAAAUAAUAAUAAUUUUACAAUACCACUUGUAAAUGGAAUUAAUUUAAAUGCAGAAAACGACGAUUCAGAUAAUACAAUAAAGAAUGAACCACCUAGUCCAGAUCCCUCAAAUUCGGAUUCCAAUUCUGGCGCAAAUUCAGCAACAAGGAAACCAACCUGGUUAAUUGUAUUGAUUUCUUGUAUAGUCACUGCAAUAUUCUUCUCAAUUAUAUUUGCCGGAUUAUGGUAUCUAAGAAAUAAGAUGCUUGGCCCGAGAACAAGUUUCGAAAUUACACAACCACCAACAUCAUCACCAACACAUAAUUCACAGAAUACUACAAGUGUUGAAAGAUCUUUUCCAUCAACGAGAAUGAACUCCAGCGUCGCAGCUUAUAGCUCAACUGCGACCAGUAUACGAAAUAAUGCUGACGAGUCUUUAUACAGAACGUCAGAUCCGCCUAAAUCUGAGACGGAAAUUGUUAGUGUGGCCGGUCCAAAUUUAUCUGAAAGCCCAUUACGUCAAUCAGCAACUACAUUAUCAAAAUUAUUUGAUUCUUGGGAUCAGACUACACAAGAUUCUAGGCCAAAUGCGAAUUCUGGACGAUCGGGGAAUAAUUAUACGGAGAAUCCUAGGUCUUAUACAUAUGGAGUACCAUUCUGA